AUGAGACACCCUUAUCACCCACAACAUCCUCUCAUGGGUGGCUACCGCUUUCAUAGCGAUGACGACAGCGAUGACGACAGCGAUGAAGAUAAUUCCUUCGCCCGCUCCGGUGUCAUACCACCUUGCACUUGGUGUGGAGAAGAAUUGUUUGAAGAAACUUCUCACUACGGAUCUUAUUACUACCAGUGUUCUCUCUGUAACUUUGGUUUGUGUACCCCUUGUGUCAAAAACUUUCCACUUCCUACUAUAUCCAAUCCAAAAAGCCAUCACCACUCACUAACUUUCCUUCCUCGACCACUUUUGGUUCCAUGUGAUGCCUGUGGGUUGGUAGAAAGAUCGGACCCAAGUUAUGUUUGUUUCCAAUGUAACUAUGUGGUCCAUAAGAGUUGUAUAAACUUACCACGCGUCAUAAAACUCACCCGUCACUCUCAUCGUCUUUCUUACACUCCUUUUCUCCCACCCAAAAUUAUAUAUUCGUGUCGUCUUUGCUACAAAACAAUUGACAACAAGUAUGGGCAAUAUUCUUGCAACGAUGAUUUUUGCUCUUAUGUAGUCCAUUCCAAAUGUGCAACUCAUCAGACAAUAUGGGAUGGGAGAGAACUCGAAUGGGAGCCCGAAGAACUUGACGAAACUGAAGAUGUUGCGCCAUUCAAGAUUGUUGGUGAUGAUUUGAUCAAGUAUUUUUGUCAUGAACAUAAUCUAAAGCUUGAGAAGUACAAUGGUGUUCGAGACAAGGACAAACAAUGUCAAGCGUGCAUCCUUCAUAUCGACUCACGCAAUUUCUACAACUGCACGCAAUGCGAUUUUUUUCUACAUGAGGUAUGCGCAAAUCUUCCGCGAAAGUUAGAUCAUGCAUUGCAUCAACACCCUCUUUUCCUUGACCCGGUUCCUCCAAAGAAGUCCAAUUUCUUGACAUGUGUGGUUUGUUCUCGAGCGUUCGCUGGUUUCAGUUACAAGUGCGCUUGUAAGGGUAGCUGCAGAAGGUUUCAGGUAGAUGUUAGAUGCAUCUUAGUUGCUGCUGAUCACCCUUUUACCCACAAAAGUCAUGAACGUCCCUUAUUUAUCCCUAUUUCUACCGUGGACAAAAAGGCUUUAUGUGGGGCUUGCAAGACCACAGGUGCUGAUUUCUAUCUACAGUGUACUCUAUGUGAUUUUUCUUUAUGUUAUAAGUGUGCCACCGUUCCAGAUAAGCUACACUACAAAUACGAUGCACUUCCACUCUCCCUUUGCUAUGGAGAAGCCUCAAAUGAAACAUAUUGGUGCGAAGUAUGUGAGGGAAAACUAGAUCCAAGCAAAUGGUUUUAUACAUGCAACAAAUCUUACAUCAAUAUCCACCUUAAUUGUGUAUUUGGAUCCGCUGCUUAUAUGAAGUCAGGCUACACAUUUUAUAACUACCAUGUGACGGUGAAAGUUCUAUACAAUAACUGUAACACUCGACCGAUUUGCCGUCGAUGUGAUGGCCGCUGCUCGAGUUAUGUAUUUUUAAAGUUGUCUGAUGGGACGAAUUUUUGUUCUAAUGAUUGUUUAGGACUUUUUAUUCGGUAA
Camelina sativa (false flax) is the source of this 1545-nucleotide messenger RNA. RefSeq lists its product as uncharacterized. The record is from RefSeq and is a predicted model, not a curated record. NCBI's taxonomy places the organism in Eukaryota, Viridiplantae, Streptophyta, Magnoliopsida, Brassicales, Brassicaceae.